Messenger RNA from Thermochaetoides thermophila DSM 1495, 1002 nucleotides. RefSeq lists its product as uncharacterized. The record is from RefSeq and is a predicted model, not a curated record. The coding region runs from base 1 to 1002 and encodes 333 amino acids. Gene Ontology annotation, molecular function: C-4 methylsterol oxidase activity; iron ion binding. NCBI's taxonomy places the organism in Eukaryota, Fungi, Ascomycota, Sordariomycetes, Sordariales, Chaetomiaceae. The transcript is spliced from 3 exons. Gene Ontology annotation, biological process: ergosterol biosynthetic process.
AUGGCGACCUCAACAGUCCAGGCGAUGGGGAUCGCAUUCCCCAACGCGACCAUUGCCGGCCUUGGCCCUUCUCCCGCAUUCACCACCGUCCUCGAGGAGGUGGGAAAGGCUAAUGUCCACCUGAACAUUCUCGAGCGCAUGUGGGCUGCGUGGUAUCUCUGGAUGCAGAACGACACCAUUGCUACCGGCAUCAUGAGCUUCGUCAUGCACGAGCUCGUCUACUUUGGCCGUUCCCUCCCUUGGAUCAUCAUCGACGCCAUCCCCUUCUUCAACCGCUGGAAGAUUCAGAAGGUCAGCAGCGUCUGCAACACACCUUCAAGAGUCGAAACACUCGCUAACUCCAAGCAGACCAAGAUCCCGACCUGGAAGGAGCAGUUCGACUGUGCCAUGCUCGUCCUCCUCGGCCACUGCACCGUUGAGCUUCCCCAGAUCUGGCUCUUCCACCCCAUCGCCACCUACUUCGGCCUGGAGUACGGCGUCCCGUUCCCGUCCAUCUGGAAGAUGGCCUAUCAGAUCUUCAUCUUCUUCGUGAUCGAGGACGCCUGGCACUACUGGUUCCACCGCGCGCUGCACUACGGCCCGCUCUACAAGUCGAUCCACAAGCUGCAUCACACCUACAGCGCUCCCUUCGGUCUGGCCGCUGAGUACGCCUCCCCGAUCGAGGUCAUGCUCCUCGGCUUCGGUGUCGUCGGCUCCCCCAUCGUCUGGGUCUCGCUCACCGGCGAUCUGCACCUCUUCACCAUGUACAUGUGGAUCGUCCUGCGUCUCUUCCAGGCCAUCGAUGCCCACAGCGGCUACGACUUCCCGUGGUCUCUGCGUCACUUCAUCCCCUUCUGGGCUGGUGCCGACCACCACGACCUGCACCAUGAGAAGUUCAUUGGCAACUACGCUUCCAGCUUCCGCUGGUGGGACUACUUCCUUGACACCGAGGCCGGCGAGGCUGCUGCCAAGAAGCGCCGCGAGAAGAAGCUUGCUCAGCUCAAGGCCAAGAAGACUCAGUAA